Molecule: messenger RNA, 2639 nt
Organism: Gilbertella persicaria
Lineage: Eukaryota; Fungi; Mucoromycota; Mucoromycetes; Mucorales; Choanephoraceae
Exons: 2
Coding region: 96-2525 (809 amino acids)
Source: RefSeq, a predicted model, not a curated record
CACUUUUUUUCUUCAACCCUUUUACGAGGUUUAUAAUCUAAAACAACCACAUUAUUUAUCACGCAUUAAAGGAUAUCUCAUUCAAAGAAAGAAAGAUGGCCAAGUAUAUGAUUACCGCAGCUUUGCUUGCAAGCAUGGCUACAAUGACUUUUGCUCAAGACGCCGAACAAGGAGGAUACACUUGUGACUACCCUGGUACCGAUGGUUACUACUUUGCCAAGGAUUUGACCUUCUGGGAUAUGGCUAAUGGCUCUUGUGGUAGUGAUGGUAUUCUCGCUAGCAUUACGAACCGUAACUUCUACAUUGCUACCGAGCUGGUUAGAAACUGUAUUGGUGAAGAUUCUGCUGCCUGGAUUGGUACUUGGGAUUACACUGCUACUGAUCCUCAAGUUCGUAGCUGUCUCACUCUUUAUGUUGGUACUGAAGGCAAUGGCGGUGGCAUUAAUGUUGACUGUCGUUCCAGAAGAUAUGCUCUCUGUAGAAGAAAGCCCGAAAGAAGCAACGGUCCUGACUUCCCCACUAGUCUCCCUCCACCAAAAAAUACCCCUGAUGCCACAACUAAUCCUGGUGUUGUAACUAGUCCUGACGGAAACACUGCUGCCACACAAAUUGUUACCUCAACUGUAACUGUUACCGGUAUCCCUACUGCUACUGAAACUGUCACCGUCAAUGGCAAUGCUAUUUCUACUACCGUUUCCACCACUGAAACUGAUACCACCACCACUACCACUACCACCACUUCUGUUAGUGUCUCAGUUUCCCCCACCACUACCACCACUACUGAAGUCUCUCCCACCACUACCACUACCACUGCAGUCUCUCCCACCACCACCACCACUGCAGUCUCUCCUACUACUACUACUACUACCACCACCACCACCACUACUGCUGCAGCUAUUCCUCCUGUCACUGCAACCGUCAUUACUACUCCUGCUGUCACUAUUCCUAGUGGCGUUUCUAGUGCUAUCGGUGGUAUCGACAGUGCCAUUGGUGGUAUUACCAAUAUCGCCUCUUCCAUCCCUGGUAUCAUUGGUGAUGUUAGCAGUAUCGUUGGUGGUGUCACUGAUGUUGCAGGUAAUAUCCCUAUUAUCGGUGGCAUUGUUUCUGAUAUCCUCGGUGGCGCUGCUGUUGAUACUGCCGCUUCUCUUACUAGUGUUAUCGGCGGCGCUUCCGAUGCUGCCAGCAAUGUUGCUUCCCUUGGUUCAUCUGCUAUUUCAGUUGCCAGUAACGUUGGUACCGUUGCCAACAAUAUUUUCUCUGCCACAUCCCUUGUUUCAAACGUUGUCAGUGAUGCUGGAGGUCUCAUUAGCUCUAUUGCUAACAUCGGCAACUUGUUUGGUGGUCUCUUCCUUGAUGUUGGUAUUGGUGCAAAUGUCGAAAUCACUGUCACUGCUGUUCCUACCGAAGUUUCUCUUCUUCUUAGCAGCGUUGCUAGCAUUGCCCAAAAAAUUGGCGCUAUUCCUUCUGUUAUCCCUAGCCUCAUUAGUGGUGCUGAUGGUCUUAUCAGUGGUGUUUCCAACUUCCAAGCUGCUGUUCCUUCUCUUGGUAGUGAAGUUGCCUCAUUCGUCAGCCAAGUUGCCCUUCUUCCUUCCGUUGACCCCUCUCUUAUUUCUCAAGUUGCCAGCCUUGCUUCUGGUGUCGCUAUCCUUGAAGACCAAAUUCCUCUCUUUGUCAGCAACGUUGGUAGUGUUGUUCUCGGCGUUGUUAACUUCCCCUCUGUUCUCCCCAGUCUUAUUAGCAACAUUGAAGCUCUUAACAGCCAAUUCCCUGAUCUCCCUACCGAUGUCGCCAGCCUUGUCAACAACCUUCAAAGCGCCGCUGAUGAAAUCAGUGCUAUCCCCACUGCUCUUCCCUCCCUUAUUGGCGGUGUUGGUAGCCUUGUCAGCAGCUUGGUCAGCAUUCCCCCAGUCAUCCCUACUCUUGUCGGUGGUAUCAGCAGCAUCAUUGGUGGUUUGACCAGUGUUCCUCUUCCUAUCUCUAGUAUCCUCGGUGAUGCCAACAGUCUUGUUAGCCAAAUUCUUGAUGUCCCUUCUGCCAUUCCUUCUCUUGUUGGUGGUGUUGAAAGUCUCCUUAGUGGUGUUGUCAAUGUUCCCACUGCCGUCGUUUCUGAUGUUGUCAGCGUUGUUGGCGAUGUUGGUAGUCUUCUUACUCAAAUCAUCAAUGUCCCCAGUGAUCUCCCUAGUCUUAUCGGUAAUGUUGGAAGUGCUAUCGGUGACCUUGUCAAUAUUCCUUCUCUUGGUGUUGUUAGCGAAAUUGCCGAUGUUCCCUCCGCUCUCGUCAGUGGUAUCAGUGGCCUUCUUGAAGGUGUUGUUAGUGAAGUCAUCCAAAUUCCUCCCACUCUUGGCAACGAUAUCAGCAAUGUUCUCACUGCUGUCACUGGUGGUGUUGGUGGUGUUCUUGGUGCUGUCACUGGUCUCCUCGGUGGUCUCCUCGGUGGUGUCAACCCCACUCCAGUUACCUCUGCUGUUGCUUCUGCCACUAGUGCUGCUGGUGGUCUCCUCGGUGGCCUUCUCGGUGGUCUCUAAACGACUUCACCCUUCUUUUAAAUCAAAACUAUUAUUUUCUUUCUCUUACUUUUUUUUCCCUUUCAAGUUAAUUUAUACCAAAACUUAAUUUAAAUAAAUAAUAGUUCAAAAAUA